Messenger RNA from Eurytemora carolleeae, 2177 nucleotides. RefSeq lists its product as uncharacterized. The record is from RefSeq and is a predicted model, not a curated record. Bases 66 to 1136 code for a protein of 356 amino acids. The transcript has 19 exons. Lineage: Eukaryota; Metazoa; Arthropoda; Copepoda; Calanoida; Temoridae.
UGACGUUUCUAGGGCACAAUGUAACACAAGAUAUUCUUAAUUCAGGUGUCUUUGUGAUCUCGGAUAUGAGCCUCUCCAUCUUUAGCAUUGUGUCUAAUCUGAUGGUGCUAAAUUCUCUCAGAGAAAAGGAGCCUUUGCUGAGUAUUUUGUUCAACCUGCUCCUGGCAAACCUCUGCUUAGCAAACCUAGUCAGUACAGUCUUAGUAAAAUCUGUUUCUAUUGUUCACUAUGCUCAUGCAGUGGCAACCAACAGUACAGAAUCAGCUGUUGCCUUUUGUUUUCUGUACACUGUUAGUUUUCGCACAACAUGGUCCAUUCUUCCUUGGUCCAUCGUUUUACUCACAUGGGCCCAUAUUCAAUAUAUUCUAAAUAUGAUACAGGAGGAACGUGAUGAAGCUAAAAGAUCUGCUGAAGGAUUAUCUUUAGAUGGUGAAGAUUGUAAAGACGGUUCAGGAGUUGGAGGUGGUUCAGGUCUCAUGGAUACAUUUAGCUUCAGCUCAGCACCUUGUUCAACAAAUGAAGAAACAAAAUUGUAUGAUGACGAUGAUGAAUAUAAGUUUAGUAUGAGAGAUAAACUGAUUGUUGGUGGAUUAUGGAUUAUGGGAGGUGUGAACAGUAUGCUAAGUGAAGAAGUUCUCAGCAAGAAUCCGGAUAAAAUCUGUUCGAUCCAGGAUACAUUCUCAUCAAACCUAACCUGGGCAUCAAUACUGAUGGUUCUUGUCUUGCCCCUGGUCUUAGGUCCUCUGGUUCUCCUUGUAUUCCGCAUAUCAUUGUUCAUCUAUACAAGGAAUACUGGAUACGGAUCAAGGAUCGAAGUAAGUACAGCUAAAGUUCCUUCAAGUGGAUUUCUUCUGGGAUUCUUCUUAAUAUUUGGAGUUUGUUACUCAACCAACAUGAUUCUAUCAGAGCAGUCAGAUUAUAUCCGCGGCAAUGUGUUCCUGUACAUAAUGCUGAAGUACAUACUUGGUACAAGCUACCAACUUUUUGUACCUCUCUGGGUACUCAUAGCUAGAGACGACAUCCGUGGAACCGUUGUUGCAUUGUACAGGAAAGGAGGAACUACCCAGUCUAAAUCUGUGGAUUUAACAGCUGAACAGAUGCAAAGAGAGCUGGGACUAGGAGUCUGCACUGGAUAGUUAUACUCUGAUCCCGUUAAAGGGAGUUGUUCGCAAAAAAGAUUCGUGCAUUGCUCAGAAUUGAGAUUUUCGAUAAAAUAAAUAAUCAUUUAUAAAAUUGUAUAAGGCCAAUGCAAAAUUUUGCAUCCAGAAAAUGCUAGGUUUCUGUUUGGCGUGAAUGCUUGAAGAAAAUUUUAUGAUGUCAACAUUUUCUUUUUACUUAAAAAAACUAUUUAAUCAACCGAUGAUUUCGUAAAUCAUAUUUUUUUUUAUAAAAACAACGCAGUUUCGUUAAUGAAGGUUUGUCAUUUUUGGCUUUGGUCGACCGUUAACGAUCGUUAACGAUCGUUAACAACCUACCUGUACAUUUUUUCGAAAAGUGGUCACUUAAGUGAAAAGUACAUGCAAGACGACAUUCAUAAACUUCUCUUCCUUAAAAAUUAAAAACUAAAAUUUUCUUCAGGAACAGUUUAAAAAUUGUUCAAUAAAGCAUAUCGUCCUUUCGUUUUCGUUUUUCGAAAGUUCAUAAUUUUUUAAUUCUUCGUUUAAUUCAAAAACAAAGGUUCGAUAGUUAAAAAAUCUAAAACAGAACAAAUAACUAUCUUAUUUUCUUUCAUCUUAAAAUCCAUAUCUGUAGGAUAAAUCUGUAGGAUAAAUAAUGAUUGAAUGAAAAAAAUACAAUUUUUAUGUAAAUAUCAUUUUUUGACUUUCCUUCAUUCAUGAAACUUAAAACUGUUUAUUUCUUUUUCAAAUCAUUUUAUAGCACAAAAGAAUAUAUUUAAGGAGUUGUAAGCGUAAUUUUAAGUGAUCUCCAUUUUGAGUUGGCAAGUUCCGAUACACAACGGUACCCUUAAAAGCUUUGACAAGAAUGAAUUUAUAAAUAUCAAUGUUCAUAAAUUAAAAAACUGAUUUGUUGAAACUUUGGCGGGGCGUCGGUGAUUAGAUGAUUAUUUAAUUGGCUCCUCUACUCCAUAACACAUAAGCUCAAUAAAUAGAUUUAUUUCAAACCUAUAAAAUUCAGUUUUAGUGGAAAAACAUAUUAAUAUGACAUUGUUUGCUGUU